UUUACAAUGACUGGUCGCGGUAAAGGUGGUAAAGGUCUUGGUAAAGGUGGAGCGAAGCGUCAUCGGAAGGUCUUGCGAGACAAUAUCCAGGGAAUCACUAAGCCUGCUAUUCGUCGUCUUGCUCGUCGUGGCGGAGUAAAGCGCAUUUCAGGAUUAAUCUACGAGGAGACUCGUGGUGUCCUAAAAGUCUUCCUAGAGAACGUCAUCAGGGACGCAGUGACGUAUACGGAGCACGCCAAGAGGAAGACCGUUACGGCUAUGGACGUCGUGUAUGCAUUAAAGCGUCAGGGUCGUACCUUGUACGGCUUUGGCGGAUAA
Copidosoma floridanum is the source of this 318-nucleotide messenger RNA. Its product is annotated as histone H4. Gene Ontology annotation, molecular function: protein heterodimerization activity; DNA binding; structural constituent of chromatin. Gene Ontology annotation, cellular component: nucleosome. The record is from RefSeq and is a predicted model, not a curated record. NCBI's taxonomy places the organism in Eukaryota, Metazoa, Arthropoda, Insecta, Hymenoptera, Encyrtidae.